GCAGCUGGCUUGUUGUUACUUGUUGAGUGCCAGGACAAGAGUUUUUCACAGAUAAGGACCUCGUUUUCAGAGUUCCAUAUUCAGUUUUGGCAGAGGGCAGAAGAAGAGCAAGACAGUGGCAAAGAGUUUUUGACAUUUGAUGGUUACACCAUGGAUGGCAGCUAUGCAAUGGCCAAAUUUGGACUAGAAUCCAAAGACAUGCUCAAGUCUAACCAGAAGAGCUGCUGGUAUUAUUUUAAAUACUUUUUUCUUUUCACGUCUCUAAUUCAAUUCCUUAUAAUCCUUGGGCUGGUGCUUUUCAUGAUCUAUGGCAAUACUAAUGAGGGAACAGAGACAAGGUUAAAGACUUUGGAGGUUCUCUACCAGGGACAGAUACUUGACCACAAGAGUCUGCAGAGCAAACAUGACAAAGUUAAUAUUAAGCUCAACAUUACCACAAAGGAGAGGGAUGGUUUCAAGACUGAGCUGCUAGAUUCGAAAGUCAAGGUGGAAAAUUUAACAAGGAUGAAUACAAUGUUCAACAGACUACUUAAAGAAAAGGACAAAGAAUGUGAAAUGAAACUAUCCCUGUUAAUCAAAAAAUUCCAAGCUGACAUAAAAAUCAUCGAGGAUGAGAAGAAACGCCUUGAAAUGGAUCUAGUGGUUUGUAGAGCAGGGUGCUCUGGGACAAACCCAAAUCCUCCAAAUUGUCCCCCCAUCCAAAAUCCAAAAUGCAUCACCCUCCCAAACAGGAGGCUUUGCUCAGCCUAUGAAAUUGACAAGUUUACAAGCACGUGCAUAUCAAUCGACGAAAAGUUCAAUGUCGAGCUCCAGCGCCUUCAGCGCAAUUUUGAGUUGGCCAUCGCAAGGAAUGUGCCUGGCACAAUAGUGACCAGCUAUGAAUCUAGAAUUCAGCUUGAUAAUAUUCUUAAUAGCUGUAGGCCUUUGCCUGUUGAGGUUGCAAACUAUAUAAACACAUCUCUAGCUAAUAUAAAGCAUACCAUUGUCACUAAUGUUGAGCUUAUGGGUGGCAAGGCAGAGACUGAAGCAUCCCUUAACAGGUGUUUGGAAGAUUUCAGAAAUGUGAUGAGUCUGCAAACCACAUGCACCAAAGAGAAGGAUGAACUUAGAAAAGAUAUGGAAAAGUUGAGACUGACAGCAGAUAGUGAUCUUAACAGGAGCAAUAAACAGUUGCUGGCAAAGAUGGAAGAAUUGGAUAGAUGCAAGAAAGAGCAAAUUCCAAGAUCAUUCAGUCCAACGGGUUAACUCAGCCACACCAAAUUGCAAAGAGAAGAGUAGAGGCUGUGGACACUGAAGAUUGCACUUCUUUGUUUCUACUCCUGUAUUUCAUAUUUGAUGCUGUGUCAAUGUUUUUUUUGUAUAUACACACAUAUACACAGGCAUGGGACCCUUAUUCAGAAAUCUCAGGACACUAUGGGGCAGAUGUAUGAAGGGUCGAAUAUCGAGGGUUAAUUAACCCUCGAUAUUCGACUAGGAACUAAAA
This is a messenger RNA of Xenopus laevis (African clawed frog), 1483 nucleotides long. RefSeq names its product plasmalemma vesicle-associated protein (gene plvap.L). The record is from RefSeq and is a predicted model, not a curated record. The coding region runs from base 151 to 1245 and encodes 364 amino acids. Lineage: Eukaryota; Metazoa; Chordata; Amphibia; Anura; Pipidae. The transcript has 5 exons.